AUGUUGUCUACUCUCGCCCGACGGUAUGCGCAAACAGUGUUCGUUGCGCAUACGGUCGCGACACCUACCUCCUUCCGACAAGUCAGGUCUCUAUCGUCUGAUUUCCAUAAAAAUAACGCCCCGGUCCUAAAGCCAAAAUGGAAUCUCAAUACGACCGAGCCAGAGCCUCUAACAACUCCAGGGCCCAAUCAAGAAUCAGGUCCUAAAGUUUGGGCUUUUCUUCUCGAGCAAGCGAGGAAGAAUGCGAGCUUGACCUCCGAGAAGGCGGAGAAUGUUUGGAAGGAACGGGAGAAAGUAAUCGCAAGGAAUCUUCCAAAACCUCACAACACUUAUUCCGGUCGCACCGUAUCGCUUCAUUCACGUACUCUCGGAGCCGCCUUUGGCAGACUACGGCGAGUCCUUGCGACCAACAAAGUGGUCAAGGAACUCAGAAUGACGGAGCGGCACGAGAAGAAGGGUGAUAAACGACGGCGUCUUAAGAGCGAGCGCUGGAGAAGACGGUUUGCGCAUGAGGUGAGGAAAAAGGUUCAACUUGUGAACGAAAUUCGCGCUCGUGGCUCAUGA
Molecule: messenger RNA, 564 nt
Organism: Fibroporia radiculosa
Lineage: Eukaryota; Fungi; Basidiomycota; Agaricomycetes; Polyporales; Fibroporiaceae
Exons: 3
Coding region: 1-564 (187 amino acids)
Biological process (GO): mitochondrial translational initiation; translation
Cellular component (GO): mitochondrial small ribosomal subunit; ribosome
Molecular function (GO): structural constituent of ribosome
Source: RefSeq, a predicted model, not a curated record